AAACAAGAGCAUUUUGUUUUACUUUAAUGUGUUGAGAUGUGCCAGUCCUACCGUGAUGAUAAACCUACAGUGUCCUACCACACAGAUCUGUGUCUCUAGGUGCCCAGAAAAAUUUUUAACCUAUAUGGAAAUGCAACUUUUGUACGGAAAAGACAGAAGCUACUGGGAGUACUAUAGGCAAUUUUGCAAGCCCACUGCUGAGCCUGAAAAGUCUAUCACAGAAGUUUUACUAGAUGGUGACUGUCCAACAGCAGUUUUUCCAAGCAGACCUUUUCUUCAGAGAUGUUUCCCUGACUUCUCUACCAAAAAUGGCACUUUAACAGUAGCAAAUAAGACCCUGUUUGAAGAUGGAAGUGGAAAUACAAGAAAUGUUUUAGAACUCAGGGAAGCUGCAGAUGGCAUCAAUAAAAUCCUUGAUGCAAGGACUAUUGGAAUGAAAGUCUUUGAAGACUAUGCAACGACCUGGUAUUGGAUUCUCUUUGGCCUGACUAUUGCCAUGAUCCUUAGUUGGUUAUUUUUGAUACUACUGAGGUUCACAGCUGGAAUCCUCUUCUGGAUCUUCAUGUUUGGUGUGCUUGGAAUUAUAGCCUAUGGAAUAUGGUACUGUUACCGUGAAUACUACAAUCUUCAGGAACACCCAAAUUCUGCAUUAACUAUCUAUGACAUUGGUAUUCAGACUAAUAUAAGCAUGUACUUCCAAUUGAAACAAACAUGGUUCACAAUGAUGAUAAUACUCUGCAUUCUGGAAGUGAUCAUCAUCCUCAUGCUGAUCUUCCUCAGGAAACGAAUCUGUCUCGCCAUUGUCUUGCUGAAGGAAGGGAGCAAAGCCAUUGGAUAUAUCCCUAGUACAUUACUUUAUCCACUUCUAACCUUCAUUUUGCUCUCCAUCUGCAUUUGCUACUGGGCUGUGACAGCAGUUUUCUUGGCUACAUCAGGAGUACCUAUCUACAAAGUUAUAGCCCCAGAGGGGCAAUGUAUACAUGAAAAUCAAACCUGUGACCCAGAGAUUUUUAAUACAACUGAGGUUGCCAAAGCUUGCCCUGGAGCUCUGUGUAACUUUGCCUUCUAUGGUGGAAAGAGUAUGUACCAUCAAUACAUCGUUACCUUCCACGUGUACAAUCUAUUUGUCUUUCUCUGGCUUGUAAACUUUAUCCUUGCAUUGGGCCAGUGUGCCCUUGCUGGUGCCUUUGCUGCUUAUUACUGGGCCAUGAAAAAACCUGAUGACAUCCCACCACAUCCACUUUUUACGGCAUUUGGACGAGCAGUACGAUAUCACACAGGAUCCCUUGCAUUUGGAUCUUUAAUCAUUGCAAUACUUCAAAUGUUUAAAGUGGUCACAGAAUACUUGGACAGUCGUAUAAAAAAUGCCCAGAACAGCAUUGCUAGAUUCCUACAGUGCUGUCUGAAGUGCUGUUUCUGGUGUUUGGAAAAAAUGGUAAAGUUCUUAAACAGAAAUGCCUAUAUCAUGAUUGCAAUAUAUGGCAAGAACUUCUGCAGGUCAGCAAGAGAUGCUUUCAAUCUGCUAAUGAGAAACAUUUUAAAAGUUGCAGUUACAGAUGAAGUUACACACUUUGUAUUACUUCUGGGAAAAAUUCUAGUUUCUGGUUUUAUAGGUGUCCUGGCCUUCUUACUAUUCACAGAAAAAUUACCAAUGAUCGCAUAUGGACCAACAUCUUUAAAUUACUACUGGGUACCUUUGCUGACUGUCAUUUUUGGAUCUUACCUAAUUGCUCAUGGGUUCUUCAGCGUCUAUGCAAUGUGUGUUGAAACAAUUUUCAUCUGCUUCUGUGAAGAUCUGGAAAGAAAUGAUGGAUCUGCAGAAAAACCCUACUUCAUAACCCCUAACCUGCACGGGAUUUUGAUCAAGAAGCAACCAGUUCCCCAGAAGCAGAAAGAGUAG
Messenger RNA from Castor canadensis (American beaver), 1900 nucleotides. The record is from RefSeq and is a predicted model, not a curated record. NCBI's taxonomy places the organism in Eukaryota, Metazoa, Chordata, Mammalia, Rodentia, Castoridae.